Molecule: messenger RNA, 949 nt
Organism: Oncorhynchus gorbuscha (pink salmon)
Lineage: Eukaryota; Metazoa; Chordata; Actinopteri; Salmoniformes; Salmonidae
Product: mediator of RNA polymerase II transcription subunit 21
Exons: 5
Coding region: 189-626 (145 amino acids)
Biological process (GO): regulation of transcription by RNA polymerase II
Cellular component (GO): mediator complex
Molecular function (GO): transcription coregulator activity
Source: RefSeq, a predicted model, not a curated record
CCCGUUUGCUUGCGUUUGGGAAACGUUUCACAAUAGAAUCGGCGUUAUGAAUACGCCACUGGUAUACAGCUAACCUUCAGAGUUUGACUCUUUUUCCAGUGACUGACCAGUGGACACCAAAAGGAUGUACUGGAAACAUUUAGUCUGCCCGGAAAUCCAAUUUAGGAGAAGUAGGAGAAACAACAAAGAUGGCGGACAGGCUAACGCAACUUCAAGAUGCAGUCAAUUCGCUUGCUGAUCAGUUUUGCAAUGCAAUCGGGGUGCUGCAGCAGUGUGCGCCGCCAGCUUCGUUCAGCAACAUACAGACAGCAAUCAACAAGGACCAGCCAUCGAACCCCACUGAGGAGUAUGCCCAACUAUUUGCUGCACUCAUUGCCCGGACAGCUAAGGAUGUGGACGUGCUGAUUGACUCACUGCCUAGUGAGGAGUCCACGGCAGCUCUACAGGCGGCCAGUCUGCGGCAGUUGGAGGAGGAGAAUCAUGAUGCAGCGGCACGUCUCGAAGAGGUGGUAUACCGAGGGGACUUGCUACUGGAGAAGAUCCAAAGCGCCCUGGCUGAUAUUGCUCAGUCACAACUUCGUACUCGCAGUGGAGGGCCCAGCCAGACCACACCGCCUGAAUCAUGACCCCCACACAUGGGGCAAAGACAUUCUCACAUCACUUUCUCACAUAAAUACACCAGAGGGUGCAAAUGUGUACAGGAAAUCAAAUAAAGAACCCACUGGGUGGACCUGAACAGCUGACCUCUCAAGGAUGUGAAUCUAUGGAAAAUACUUGUUGCGAUAUGUGAGUGGGACAUUGGGAAGUUGGUGCUUGGGGAAUUCAGUGAAGCAAGCCAUGAACCCACAUGUUCCUUUACACAAGGACAUUGAGUUCUGCCAACAAGGAACUGUUUACUCUGUCCUUUUCUUAGCACACUCUAUUUUGGAUUAAAAAGCACUGCUCUGGU